Trematosphaeria pertusa is the source of this 2451-nucleotide messenger RNA. Its product is annotated as kinase-like protein. The record is from RefSeq and is a predicted model, not a curated record. Gene Ontology annotation, cellular component: cytoplasm. NCBI's taxonomy places the organism in Eukaryota, Fungi, Ascomycota, Dothideomycetes, Pleosporales, Trematosphaeriaceae. Gene Ontology annotation, molecular function: protein serine/threonine kinase activity; ATP binding. The coding region runs from base 222 to 2147 and encodes 641 amino acids. Gene Ontology annotation, biological process: protein phosphorylation. The transcript has a single exon.
GUGCAAGACUUCACCACAUUUCCACUACAGCCGCCUCUCAACCUUCUUUCUUCCACUACUUUGAAUACAAUUCUACAUUGCUCAUUAAUCCCAUUGCCGAAUCACUCGUACCCCGUGAUUAUUCUCCCUGAGACGAACCGCAGCGGCAAGCCGAGUACAGCUGCCUUCAGCUGGCCGCCAAACCUCAGCCUCGUGGGAAGCCUCCCCUCAUCGGCUCGAAAAUGGAAGCGACCGAGGCUUUAAAUCCCAAUCGACUAAAGGAUGUUCCUACGGCGGUAUUGCCACUUCAGCAAGACACACUCGAAUUGACUUUAGAGUCUCUGCCACAAGACCGCGAGGCUAUCCUUGGUGCAUUGAUGAUAAGAACGCCGUCUUCAUACUCCUUCCCAAAUGCCACCAGGUCCAAACGUCUACGGGUCCAGAUCCCCUGUCUCGUUCUCAACGCCUCGAGUUCCGACUGUAUUGAGGUCGACUCUAUUAGUCCCGAUGGCUCCCUCUUAGCAACCUACUUUGUGCCCAUACCGAUGGGAAUCAUCAGCCUGACGGCUACCGUGUGUGCAUUCAUCGAUCCCGGCAUCGUGAUGGACCUGAAGAACCUCGUGACGGAGCUGCUAUGGAUGGGAAUUGGUGGCGCACAAUGGGACAAAGCCCUCGCGAGGAAGCCAUCCGUUUGUCCCGAAGGCUCUUACUCCUCCCCAACGCUUAUAGCAAUCCAAUCCGCUAGCGGGUUUUCAUUGAAACGCGUGGCUAUGCCAUGUAGCCGGCCUGGCACCGACCCUGUUGCCGAACCUGUUGCCCAACCCCUUCCCAUUCGUUUCUCGCACCACCAGUACUCUUAUAAGGCGUCUUCGACAUCGACUUGGAUCUCUUCGAAGACCAGCACGAGCUCUACGGCUACAUUCACGACCGCUAGCAGUCGGGCCUCAUACGUGACUGCUACAUCUACGAACAGUCACUCGCGCUCUGCUUCCAGAAUCCGCAACAGGUCAAUGGCAAUCCCCGAAGAACUUGCCGUCUCAAACGUAUCGGGAUCAUUGGUCAAACUAAGCGUGGAAUACGAGCAACAGCUGCAGGAGAAAGAGCUCGUACAGCCUUUUGAUCAAGAGCUGAAUUGGUCCGGAAAGGGGCAGCACACAGUCUACCUGCCAAACGAAGAGAUUCCUCUCAAGGUUUUAGCUCAGCUGGGUGCGUCCAGCUCCGCAAUCGUCGACAAAGUCCUUUGUCGCCGUAUUGCCCUGGCAAGGAAGACAAUGAGAUGCACGCGCAAGUGGGGAGUAUCGGAUGCCAUAGGCGAGGUAUAUCAUCUGCAGAAUCUUCGACACUUCCACAUCAUCCAGCUGGUCGGAUCCUAUCUUCAAGCACGGAACCUCGCCCUACUCAUGUAUCCCGCGGCCGAUUGCCAUCUCGGCACCUUCUUAGAAGAUACAGCGGAGAUGCUAGACGACUAUCGAAUUGCGUACCCUAUUGGGCAGCAUUUUUCUCCUCGGACGCAUUUCCUAGCCUCCAGCUUGGGUUGCCUGGCUUCUGCAGUGGCGUAUGUACACGAGAAUACCACGAAGCACAUGGAUAUUAAGCCGCAAAACAUUUUAGUCCGAAAGAUCUGCGAGCAAUCCUCAUCCUCAACCGAGCAUCACUGGUGGCGCGUGUACCUCGCCGAUUUCGGCCUCUCACGCUCAUUCGCAUCCCAAGACCACAGCCAAACCGACGGGCCCACGUCACGAACGCCGAAAUACUGCGCCCCCGAACAGUACAGUUACGACUUUCGCGGUCGUUCAGCCGACAUAUUCCCCCUUGGCUGCGUCUACACCGAGAUCCUCACUGUAGUAGCCGGAUUGCAACCGCACGAAUUCGCAGAUUUUCGUCGCGGCGAUGGGCAAGAUGAGUCCUUCCACGGGAAUCUCGACAGGGUGACAGAAUGGGUGACGACCAAGCUGGCGCCUGGAGAAGAGUGGUCCACUUCGCAAUCGUUACAGAUUCUGAUCCUGGAGAUGUUGCUCGUGGAUCCGACGAAACGACCUACCGCUGCCUCCGUUGUAAAGUUUUUCAGCGAGGAAAGUAAUUAUCGCUUCCGGCUCAAAGGAUGCUGUGGACAGAAGCCGGAGCCUUAUGUCGCUUACCAAUCCACUCCUGUUGAAGACGUCUGGUAGUUCUUGAGAGCGGGUUCGGCUGGUUCAACUCAUUCUUUGGCUCCCAGGGCAUUUGAAAACCGACAAACCGCCUCUCUGCGUAACGUUCACAUAAUCAUCCGCAAAAGCUUGGAAUCGACGCCAUCAUGGCUACUUCACCGUCAUAUCAGCCAAUUCUUGCCCAGGCAGUAGGAGUAUGCCGUGGCUACAGUUCGAAGCUCCUGGAAAUAUCAGCAAGCCAAGCGCACGCUCGUAUAAGAUCUACCCGGCCUCCCUUAUGUGAGACUUCUGCACUCUCAUUGGGCCUUUCCGACUCCCAUCAACG